Molecule: messenger RNA, 1344 nt
Organism: Dermacentor albipictus
Lineage: Eukaryota; Metazoa; Arthropoda; Arachnida; Ixodida; Ixodidae
Product: glutamate receptor-like
Cellular component (GO): membrane
Molecular function (GO): ligand-gated monoatomic ion channel activity
Source: RefSeq, a predicted model, not a curated record
CCUGCUAUGCUCUUUGGCGGUCUGUGUGAUAAGUGCUGUUCUGUUGGACGCACGUGUGCGCGCCAAACAAGGCUCGAACAUUCGACUGGGGCGACUCCUUGAGGAAAACUGGUGGCUGUACGCCUCGGCCAUGUUCAUGGAGUCAUCUAUGCGCAUGCCCCAAGACUCGCCCGGACGGAUGAUUCUCGCCAGCUGGUGGCUGACCGUGGUAGUCUUAAUGAACGCCUUCACGGGACAUAUGAAAGCCACCAUGAUGGUUUUUCCGGAACCGGAACGCAUCGACAGUUUUAAAGAUCUAUCUCGGCGCACCAACAUUCGCCCUUUCCUUUGGAAAGGUGGAGCCUAUGAAAACCUGCUCAAGAAAUCCUUGGACGUCGAAGAGUACCGCAAGGUGUGGAACUUGAUCGUUACGCACGACGGCCUUCGAGAAGACAAGCACCUCUACGACGAAGAGAAUCUCCGAGAGGUUUUGCGGGGAAAAGCGGUGAUCGUGAGCGACUACACCACCACGCUGUACCAAGCCUCGCAAACCUGCCGCCGCCGUCUCGCAGCCGGCAGCUACUACUUUGCCAAGGAGCCCACAUUCUCGACCAAGCUAUCCAUGGCAGUAAGCAGGAGUGUGAAUCCGGCACUAAUGCAGCUCAUGAACGAAAGAGCCAACCGGUUGGUUGAAAGUGGAGUCAUCAAGGCGUGGAUGGAAACUCAGCUGGGUGACUGGCGGUCCUGCCUGUUGGCAAAGCGCGAGGAGACAUACAGCCCACUCUCGCUUUUCGAGGUCCAGUCCGCGUUCCUUGUGUUUCUUAUUUUCGCCAGCUUCUCCGUCGCCUUCUUCAUAGCCGAGAUCAUUGUAGGAGGUUCGAAGAAGGCUGCUCCGAAAAGACGUCGGAUGCCCAACGUAAUCCCCGUGACCUCAUCCUCCUCGGCAAUUAAUUAUCCUACGAGGAUCAGGGGAAUACAAAUGCGGGCUUCACAAACGAACGUAGCAAAAUGGAAACGUGCGCAUUAACCAUUCGAUGUAAAGCAAACCGUAUGAAGACGACAUGCAAAAAACGCGCACACUAAUUUGCCACCUUGCUUUACAAUAAUACUGGUGAAUUGGCCAGAAAUGUUUCGUACGCGACAGCAACCUUUAAUAGUAGGAAAGGAAAGCAACACGAAGUGGUAGUUGUGUGUCAGCUCCGCCUUUGAACAAUAAAUUACAGAGGAACUCAUCUCACGAUGACUGCCGAUGGCAAUGCGAUUGGCAUUCGAACAAUGUAGCGACACAACGUAUUGUCGAUGUCCCGUUUAUAUAAUAUCUGUAGUGGUCAUUCUGAGACUUUUGUUGCUUCGGCUUUAUGCGAC